This is a messenger RNA of Lathyrus oleraceus (garden pea), 2267 nucleotides long. Its product is annotated as ultraviolet-B receptor UVR8. The record is from RefSeq and is a predicted model, not a curated record. Bases 123 to 1433 code for a protein of 436 amino acids. NCBI's taxonomy places the organism in Eukaryota, Viridiplantae, Streptophyta, Magnoliopsida, Fabales, Fabaceae. The transcript is spliced from 10 exons.
AACCAACACAAACAACACAUUAGGUCAAUUUGAUUCUUUCGCUCUUCAAAAAUUUUCAGAAACCGCCACAAAGUAGUUUUGAAAUUAACUGCAUUGUUUUUUUUUUUCUCGGGAAAAUCGUCAUGAAUGGCGAGGAGUGUGAAACAAUGGAAAGAGUGAAUGAGAAAUUGGUUUACAUGUGGGGUUAUUUACCGGGAGCUUUGCCGCAAAGGACGCCGUUGUUGACGCCGGUUCUAGUUAGGGCUCCGGCGUAUGGUUAUAACUGGAAAGAUGUUUCUGGUGGUGGUUGUGGAUUCGCCAUGGCUAUAUCUGAACAAGGAAAGCUCAUAACAUGGGGAUCAACCGAUGAUCUUGGCCAAAGUUAUGUAACUUCUGGCAAGCACGGGGAAAUUCCAGAGCCUUUCCCUCUUCCGAAUGAAGUUUCUAUUGUAAAAGCUGCUGCUGCUUGGGCACAUUGUGUUGCUGUAACGGAUUGCGGAGAAGUUUACACAUGGGGAUGGAAGGAAUGUAUUCCUUCGGGGAAGGUAUUAGGGGAACCUUUGCCAGGGGUAAGUUCUGAAAAAGUUGCACAAGGAAAGCAGAGUUCAUUCUUGACAGAGCAAGUGGGCUCUCGUACAGAAGCCUCAAAGUCCAUCGGAGGAACUGCUUCCAGUGGAGAAGAAAGUACGAAGAGAAGGAAGGUAUCUUCAGCAAAGCAAACAGCUGAAAUCUCAUCAUCUGGUGAUGAUAUUCUAACAGCAAUGCCAUGUCUUGUCACACUAAAUCCCGGAGUAAGGAUAACAAGCGUCGCUGCUGGUGGGCGUCAUACCUUAAUAUUGUCAGAUAUGGGACAGGUGUGGGGCUGGGGAUACGGAGGUGAAGGGCAGCUUGGUUUAGGUUCCAGAAUACGUAUGGUGUCCUCUCCCCAUCUUAUUCCAUGUAUUGAUAAUUCUUUGUAUGGCAACGAUAUAUCAACAUCACUGGCUCAAGGAAGCACGAGUUCAGAGGGACAGAUUGUUAGGAUUCCUGGAAGUUAUAUAAAGGGUAUUGCCUGUGGAGGUCGACAUAGUGCAGUCAUCACAGAUGCUGGAGCUGUGCUUGCGUUUGGUUGGGGACUUUAUGGACAGUGUGGGCAAGGAAGUACCGAUGAUGAACUAAGUCCGACCUGCGUGUCUUCCUUAUUGGGUAUUCGAAUAGAGGUAGUUGCUGCUGGCCUGUGGCAUACUGUCUGUACAUCUGCUGAUGGUGAUGUAUAUGCAUUUGGUGGAAAUCAGUUUGGGCAGCUGGGAACUGGUUCUGAUCAAGCUGAGACUCUACCAAGACUACUGGAUUGUCCGAGCUUGGAAAAUGUUAACGUAAAGACCAUAUCUUGCGGGGCUCGUCAUACUGCUCUAGUAACAGUUCUAAAUGGCUAUCAUCAAAAGAGACGUUUUUUCCUCCUCAAGUUCAGUUAAAUGUGGAGGUGAAUAUGUUCUUUAAUCUUGUGGUGUGAUAUCACACCAAGAGGGUCUAUCUUAAAAAAGGAUAAAGGAGAGAGUAGUUAAUAAUGAUUCAACUACUAACUAUUAACUAACAGACUGGAAUGUUACGGAACAUAUAUAGGAAGCAAAAGAGGGCAAUUAUAGAUAGAAGGGAAAAGAGAAGUUAGGGGUGGAGAAGUAACAACCAAGUGAAAAGAGUUUUGUUUUGGGUACCCUCUAAGGCACGUUUACAUUGUGAAAAUGUUUUUUAUUUUCAUUUUCUAAAAUGUGUUAAUUUUAUUUGCUAACAAAUAGAUACUAGACUCUUAAAGUCAACAAUUGUGUGUAUUUUUUUGAAAAAAUGAAAAUGGCAAAGAUUGUUUUCAUUAUUUUAAAAAGUGCACCAUCUCUUACUUGUAUUUCAUUCUGUCAUCACAAUUUUUCAUUUUAAGAAUUUCACAUCUUAUCAGCAAGUUAAAAUAAACACAUUUUAAAAUCUGAUAACAUAAAAUGUUUUCUCAAAGUAAACGAGAUCUAUGAAACCCAAUAGAUGUGUGAAGAGUCAUACUAUAGUUACAUUGAAGAGCAAUGCUAAUACAAUUAUCCUUGCCGUGUUUCUUUUACUCUCUUAUUUCUUUUUCUCUUAAUACCAGUUAAAUAUAUCAAAACUUCAAAAGUCAACAAUGACAUUCAUGCUAGUUAUUUGAAUAAUCUUUGGAAGGUUGGCUACUACAUAAAUUGCUAGAUUUCAUAGAUAUCAUAAACUAAUCAAUUUCGUGUCUUCUUGAUUACAUACAUACUGUCACUUGCAUUCCUAUUGUUAAUAAA